This is a messenger RNA of Fulmarus glacialis (Northern fulmar), 703 nucleotides long. RefSeq names its product follistatin-related protein 5-like. The record is from RefSeq and is a predicted model, not a curated record. The transcript has a single exon. The annotation marks the transcript as partial. NCBI's taxonomy places the organism in Eukaryota, Metazoa, Chordata, Aves, Procellariiformes, Procellariidae.
GUUUGGAUUUAUUCUUCAUAAGGAUGAGCCUGUGCUCCAGAAAAUUGAUCUAGAAACUAUGUCGUACAUCAAGACAAUUAGUUUAAAGGAUUAUAAUUGCAUUCCUCAGUCACUGGCUUAUACACAUCUUGGAGGAUUUUUUUUUAUCUGCUGUAAGCCUGAUACCACUGGGGCUGUCCUACCACAGCUUAUAGUGGAUAGCGUUACUGAUUCUGUGAUUGGAUACAAUGGCGACGUAACAGGCACACCACAUAUGUCUCCAGAUGGACACUACCUUGUCAGCAUUGAUGAUGCAAAAGGUCUCAUGAGGAUCCAGUCCAUAACAAUGAGAGGAGAAAUACAGGAUGCAUUUGACAUUCACACUAAUUUGCACAUAUCUGAUGUAGCUUUUCAGCCAUCUUUCACUGAAGCUCAUCAAUACAAUAUCUACUGUAGCUCCAGCACACAAACUGAUGUUCUUUUUGUGGAGCUCUCCUCUGGCAAGGUUAAGAUGGUGAAGAGUCUGAAGGAGCCUGUCAAGGCAGGCGAAUGGCCUUGGAACAGUAAGAACCGUCUUAUAAAAGACAGUGGCCUUUUCGGUCAGUAUCUCAUGACCCCUUCCAAGGAAUCUCUGUUUAUCCUGGAUGGACGGCUCAAUAAGUUAAAUUGUGAAAUCACUGAAGUUGAGAGAGGCAACACAGUAAUUUGGGUUGGAGAAGCAUAA